Molecule: messenger RNA, 939 nt
Organism: Brassica rapa (field mustard)
Lineage: Eukaryota; Viridiplantae; Streptophyta; Magnoliopsida; Brassicales; Brassicaceae
Product: 60S ribosomal protein L10-1
Biological process (GO): translation
Cellular component (GO): ribosome
Molecular function (GO): structural constituent of ribosome
Source: RefSeq, a predicted model, not a curated record
CAUGUAUAAAUGCCAAGUCAUUUGCUUAAGCUUGUUCGAGCAGCAGCAGUCCUGUCGUCAGGUAGUGAGUGGAGGAGGGAAAAGGAGAGAGACGCCAUGGGAAGAAGACCAGCUAGGUGUUACCGUCAGAUCAAGGGCAAGCCAUACCCUAAAUCUCGCUACUGUCGUGGUGUGCCCGAUCCCAAGAUCAGGAUCUACGAUGUCGGCAUGAAGAAGAAAGGUGUUGACGAGUUCCCUUUCUGCGUCCACCUCGUCUCCUGGGAGAAGGAGAACGUCUCCAGCGAAGCUCUCGAAGCUGCGCGUAUCGCUUGCAACAAGUACAUGGUGAAAUCCGCGGGAAAAGAUGCUUUCCAUCUGAGGAUUAGGGUUCACCCUUUCCAUGUUCUGAGGAUCAACAAGAUGCUUUCGUGUGCUGGAGCUGAUAGGCUUCAGACUGGUAUGAGAGGUGCUUUUGGAAAGGCGUUGGGUACUUGUGCUAGGGUUGCGAUUGGGCAAGUGCUUUUGUCUGUGAGGUGUAAGGAUGGUCAUGGUCACCAUGCUCAGGAGGCUCUGAGGAGGGCUAAGUUUAAGUUCCCUGGUCGUCAAAAGAUUAUCGUCAGCAGGAAAUGGGGUUUCACUAAGUUUAACAGAGCAGACUUUACGAAGUUGAGGCAAGAGAAGCGUGUUGUUCCUGAUGGUGUUAAUGCUAAGUUCCUUUCAUGUCAUGGACCUUUGGCUAACCGUCAGCCCGGAAGUGCAUUUUUGCCAGCCACCUAUUGAAGUUUCAGGACUGUAGUCUACUUUUCCGUGAAGAGCUGUAUUGAGUCUGAAUCAUUUUACUUUUAUCCUUGAAAGUUUUGUUAAGUUUUUUAGUUGGACAUAUUCAGUAUUUUGAAUCUUUGUGAAAUGAUAUUUUGCUAUUCUAUGUUGCUCCUUUUGCAAGUUUUGUCGUGUCCGCUA